Molecule: messenger RNA, 5641 nt
Organism: Xenopus laevis (African clawed frog)
Lineage: Eukaryota; Metazoa; Chordata; Amphibia; Anura; Pipidae
Gene: rai14.S
Product: retinoic acid induced 14 S homeolog
Exons: 18
Coding region: 331-3246 (971 amino acids)
Source: RefSeq, a predicted model, not a curated record
AAAGUCCAAAGAUCAGAAGCCGGCGGAGAGGGAGGGAGAGGAGCCGGCAGUUAGCGGGGAGUUACUCACUGGGAGGACAGGCAGCCGGCGUGGAUUGUCCCGAGUUGGAAGGAGGAGACAAUAAUCUCCUACAUUCCCCCUGUUUUCUUCGGUCAUGUACCGGAGAUCAGGCUCACUAACAGCAGCAACUUACACCAUUGUGUCCUGCCAAGAGCGAGACUUCAGGGGCAUUAGAGACAACAGCACCUGGGAGAGAGAGCGGGAGCUGAGCAGCAGCCUGUAACAGGAACUGAAGAUUGCUGAUGCUGGCAGGUUUUGAAUGGACUAAACAUGAAGAGUCUGAAAGCAAAGUUCAGGAAAAGUGACACUAAUGAGUGGAGCAAGUAUGACGACCGAUUGCUACAAGCCGUGGAUCAUGGAGAAGUCGACAAAGUGUCGUCGCUGCUGGGGAAGAAAGGGGUGGUCGCCACAAAGAUGGACAGCGAGGGGAAAACGGCCUUUCACCUUGCGGCUGCAAAGGGAAAUGUGGAUUGUCUAAGGGUGAUUCUGACACAUGGCAUUGAUGUCUCGGCACAGGAUUUAUCAGGGCACAGUGCAUUACAUUUGGCAGUGAGAAAUAACCACAUAGAAUGUGUUAAAAGACUUCUCCAGUCUAAAUGCCCAGUCGAUUCCACGGAUAACGCAGGAAAAUCUCCCAUGCACUAUGCAGCUGCAAAUGGCUGUGUUGCGUCGGUGCAAAUUCUCUGUGAUCAAAAAUGUCCAAUAAACAUUAAAGAUUUGGAGGAAAAUACCCCACUUUUAGUCGCGGUUCUACAUGGACACAUAGAAGUGUGCAAGUAUCUCUUGGACCAUAGGGCGGACAUUAAUGCUAAAGAUGCCAAUGGAAGGACACCUUUAAUGUUGGCCUGCGAAUCCACUAACUUCAACAUGGUGGAUAUGUUAGUGCGCCACGGGGCUGAUCUCAGGCUCACGGAUUCUUUGGGGCAUGACGCUCUUCAUUUUUCCAAAUUGUCAGGAAAUUCACAGAUCAUCAAUCUCCUUGUCUCCAAGAUGAGCCAAGAGCCUGGAAUAGUGUCUCCGACUAAGCCUAUCCAGCAUGAUCAAGUCACUAAAUUAAGUACAGAGAGAAGUGGGACUCCCAAAAAGCGUAAAGCUCCACCUCCUCCUAUCACACCUUUACAGCAGAGUGAUGUGUCUUCUCCCCGGUCUUCAAUAUCUACACCAAUGUCUGCAAAAGGGCAGGUUUUCUUCCCUGAUCAAGGAGGCAAGGAUGAGAUAACGUCCAGCCAUCGAGAGUAUAGAGACAGACUGAGUGACAGCACAGGAGCUGAUAGUCUGUUGGAUGAAAGCUCAGAAGCUGAACACCAGGAAGCCAUUGCAUUGCUGCAAGCAAAGAUUGUUUCUCUCACGUCCCAGAACAAAGAGUUACAAGAAAAGUUACAGGCAAAAAUGAACAAUGAAACUGUAAUGGACAUUAGCUGUGAUUCAUACCAUUCUACACAGGCUGAUUUAAACCUGUCCAACGUCAGCACUCAAGAAUCAACAUCACCCACGGUUAUUUCUGAGAACACAGACAUCUCAUUCGAAUCCCAGCCCGAAGCCUCUAUCAGUGAACACAAGCUAAGACAGCUUGAGAAAACUAUUGACGACAUGCAGCUUAAGUUAAAUGAGUCUGAGGCAGAAAGGGAAAAGUUAGAAGCUCAGAUUCAGUCUAUGUUGUCAAGGCUUCAGCAGUCAAUUAAUGUGGCUUCCCUAGAAGAUGGUUCGGAUCUGGAGGUCCAGCCUUAUGGAGAAGAAGAAGAUGAGAGACAGGAUAAAAAACAGAAGGCCAAUUUGCAACGAAUGUCACAUGUUGAACAGGAAGGCAUGUCGGAAGAGUCGCAUCAAGAAACAUUGUUGAUGCUUGAAGAGUUGGACACAUUAAGGAGAAAUUACAAAAAUAUUCUAUCAGAAAGUGAUAGAAAAGACAACGAGAUGAAGGAAUUACAGUAUCAAGUUGACAUUAUGACAGCCACCAUGGCCAAUAUGCUGACACUGGAAAAAUUGAAGGAGGUGGAAAAAUCUUACAUCUCACUUAUAGAACAGAUCAACCAAGAGAAAACCCAACUAAGAGAUACAUAUGAAGAAGAGCUGGAAGAUAUGAAGAAACUUCAGAAGGAAUUAGAAAGUCGUAUGGAGAAGGCAUCUUCGGAUGAGGACAAGGAAGCCAUGGUUAAAACAAUAGAGGAACUGAAUAAGCAAGUGAGUGAAUUGUCUUUGGCUUACAGGGAAGCCCAAGCAGAACUUGGAAAAGCAAGAGAGAAUGCACAGGAAGUCUCUUGUGACUUCAUUCGGAAAGAGGAGCAUGUGAAACUUCUACAAGAGGUUAUUGAGGUCAAGCAGCAAGUAGAAAAUGAUUUCACUGGUAUGGUUUCCCAGCAUGCACAAGCUUUGGAAGAAAUAGGUGAACUGAAGCAAUUAUUACAGGAAGAAAAGAGAAAUUCUCCAGAAGUUGCAGAAUACAUGCAGGUUAUUGCAACGUUGAGAGACACCACAUGCAGUCUAGAAGCUGAAAGAAAUGAGUUGAGAGUGUGCCUUUCUUCCCAAGAAUCUAAGCUUAGGGCAUUAAAGGAAGAUGUGCUGCAUGAGAAGACUGUGGUCCAAGAAACUAUGGUCACAAGGAAAGUAUUUGAAGAACUGCAGGCAUCUCUGGAGGAGGAAAUUGGCACUCUCUCUUCUGAAAUACGAAACUUACUAAAGGAGAAAGAAAAGCUGUCUAAUGAGAGAGCACAAGUGAAACUGGAACUUACACAAGUCAAAGGAGACAGAGAUCUCAUUCUGUCACAGCUAAACACCAGAGAACUUGAAAUCAAUGAUUAUCGCAUCAGAUAUGAUAAAGCUCAGGAAGAUUUGCUGGAGUUGAAGAGAUUCUCUGAAAAUACGUCCAAGAUAGAAGAAGACAAAGACAAAAAGAUAAACGAGCUCUCCAAGGAAGUGAGCAAACUGAAGGAAGCCUUGAACAGCCUCUCACAACUGUCCUUGUCAACAAGCACCCCCAAGAGACAGAGCCAGCAACUGGAAGCCCUGCAGCAACAAGUCAAACAGUUGCAGAGCCAGCUCAUAGAGACCAAGAAACAGCAUCAGGAGAUUGUAUCAGUUUACAGGAUGCAUCUACUUUAUGCCGUGCAGGGGCAGAUGGAUGAAGACGUGCAGAAAGUCCUUAAGCAGAUCCUGAUGAUGUGUAAAAGUCAGCCGCAGAAAAUGUGAUUAUUGUCUCACUGGGAGAGAGACACCUGCUUCAGCACUGCCUCUUAGUAUUAUACUAGACUGUCCUUCCAGGGAAAGUUCAAUAAUGCUGGAUAUCAAAACUUUUCAGUUCUUCUGUAUCAGAAAAUUGUGUAUUUUUAUAUUUUUUUGAAUUAGAAACCCUUGUUUCCACUGAGCCCAUAAACGGUCCCCAAUGCUGAUUUAACAGUAAUGUCUUCAGGUAGGAACAGUAAGUUAGCGGCACAUGAAAUGCUAGUGAUGUAUUAUGUAGCCUGUAUUCAGGAGAGCCAAUGGUUUUCUGCAGCAACGCUAGAUAGGGAGUAGCUGUUUAGUAUCUUGAACUACAAUUAAUCCAAAAUGUUAGCUUUUUUAUCAUUUUAUUUUUGUAAUUGCUUAAAUUUAGCCUUAUUCCCUCUUUUAGCAAAUUCUAGAAACAUUUUGACCUUUUUGGGUAAGAAAAGAAAAUGGUGUCAUCCACACGCAUCUCUAAAUAUACUAUUGCCUUAAUAUAUUCCACGAUUGUUCUGAAGAUCCUCCAUAUUUGUAAUAUUGAUACGUUUCAAUGCAAGUAUUUCAUUGGCUGCAGAGCCAAUCAAAGAGGGCGACACAGGCUCAGCAAAACCUCCAUUUUUAUGGCUCUGAUAUGGGCAUCGGAGUGUCUGAAACACUGACCAGGCCACCACUGCUAGUCUGAGAAGUUGUCUGAUAUACCCUCUGUGCUGAGUCAAUUUAUAGGUGAAAAUGGUUGUUCCUUGCUCCUAAUUGAUUGGCAAGUGCUUACAUUGAGGUCCGUUCCUGCAGUGGCACAUCCCAGAAUGGGAUUGGACCUGCCAACAAGGAUUUUUAAAAUAGUUCAAAAAAUCUGGAUUAUUUGGAUAAAAUGGAGUCUAUAUUGGACAGCCUUUCUGUAAUUCGGAUCUUUCUGUAUAACGGAUCCCAUACCUGUACUAGGUGCAGAAGCAAGGGCAAUGUCAUGGCGGAGUUGAAUUGAAGAGCAUAGAUGAAGGCAUGAAGGAAAUAGGUUAUGAACAAAUUGCCAUGUUAGUAGUAGAUGAGGGGGGGGUGAAUUGAGAGGGGGGAUAAAGACAGAAUUGGCAGCUGGCCAGGGAAUAAUAGGGGCAGGAAAAAGAGAAAAGAAGAUGGAGAAAGGAAAGUGCAUAGGAAGCUUAAGGAAGUGAGGAGGAAAGAAGGAAAUUGGGGCAGAAAGGAGAAGAAUUUGAUGUUUUACAGACUAAGGAAAAGUAGAACUAGAUAAUAGAUAGAGAGUGAUAUAGAGAAUGAUAUUAGGUAGUAAAGUAAAAUACUAUAAGUGUAAGACAAGAGAAAACCCAGGAAUAGUGAUGGGCAAAUUUAUUGGCAACAAUUUAGACGCUGGCGACAAUUAAAUGGACGCCCAUUGACUUUAAUGCGCAUAAAAUGUCGCUGGCGUCGAAAUUGUUGCUGGCGGCAAUUUUGGCGAAUUGUCACUGACGUCAAAAAACGUGCUCCGCAAAUUUUUUGCCCGUUUCGGAAAUUUCGUGGCAAAGCGGGACAAAUUUGCCCAUCACUUCCCAGGAAGAACAGGUGCCAUAUAAAUAAAAUUAAAAGAAGGGAAAGUCAAUUUGUUUAAGAGUAAAUAUAAAAAUGUUGCUCUUCGUAUUGCAGUUGGCUCUGUUAAAGGCUAACCGCUAGGAUUGCUGUAUCCUCUGGGGCAAGAAAGGUGCCUUCCUCCAAAUGGGUGCAAAGCCCCACAUCCUCCCAGAGUCUUCUCCUUGCAACUGGGAAGGGAAGAGAGUUUGGAUAGUGAGAUGGUUUAGGGUAAGGGGUUUGUUGUGGGAUCUAUAGUGCCUCAGCCUAUCCUACAGGUCAGUAUCUGUCCUUCCAAAUAUAAAAAAACACAAUAGGAAUAAUGAGGUGCAAGAAAAGGGGAGUGAGAGUACAUGGUGAUGGGUCCAGAUACGUAACUUAUACUGUAUAUUAUCUACACUCCAAGGAGCCGCUAGUCAUCUCGUAUCCUGGAACAGAAAUAGACGUCUCUUAUCUGCUGUCAUGUCUGUCUCCCUGUGUCGGAAAUAAGGCAGCUUGUUGCAUCCAGCAGUGUCUGUUCCAACAUUUCCUGAAGGCUCCACUGUUUCCCAGAUUGCAAUUGGACUGUAACUGAGCAAAGGGGAAGGUGACCCUCAUCCACACACUUACAUUUGCACAGUGCCUCUUCUAAUCACUUCUUGUAUCCUUCAGCUUACUACAAACUCCGCUCUAUCAUUCACCCGGACCCUAUUCUCCAAAUACUGUGUCAUUUUGCCUAAAUAUUUUGUAUUUUUUUAACCCAAAAAUGGAAUAUGUUUUACAAAUAUCUUCUUUUUUUUUUUUAAAGAAAAUUUGAAAUAAAUUGUCAGUGCAAGAGUUUUAUAUUGAC